Messenger RNA from Nematostella vectensis (starlet sea anemone), 6027 nucleotides. Its product is annotated as ankyrin-3. Gene Ontology annotation, biological process: signal transduction. Gene Ontology annotation, molecular function: protein binding. The transcript is spliced from 34 exons. Bases 176 to 5167 code for a protein of 1663 amino acids. Lineage: Eukaryota; Metazoa; Cnidaria; Anthozoa; Actiniaria; Edwardsiidae. The record is from RefSeq and is a predicted model, not a curated record.
CGCAGAUCUACCUCGCCCUUUUCUCUGUAGACUUUUCCCUUGGCGCCUCGGAUUCAGGCUAAAACACCGCCAUUUUCUUCAUAAACACGGCUUGUUAUGCGCUAAGCCCCAAGACCCAGCAUAGCACAUAGUAUCACAGAGCUUAACUGCUACGCGGGAGCUGUCAUUUAGCGAAAUGAAGGAAAAGGAGAGUGGUGGUUUGAAUCAGAUUGAUGUGGCCUUUCUAAGGGCUGCUAGAGCUGGGAACAUCGACAAGGUCAUCAACUUUUUGAAUGAUGGAGGGGACAUCCAUACAUGCAAUGCUAAUGGGCUUAAUGCACUGCAUCUGUCGGCCAAGGAAGGCCACCUGGAGGUGAUGGUGGAGCUGAUAAAGAGGGGAGCGAAUGUGAAUGCCACGACUAAGAAAGGCAACACUGCACUGCACAUUGCUGCUUUAGCUGGGCAGAGAGGGGCUGUGGAAGUCUUGUUGGAGAACAAUGCAACUGUUAACUCUAAGGCCCAGAAUGGCUUCACCCCUCUGUACAUGGCUGCCCAAGAGGGUCAUGCUGACGUAGUAAAGAUUCUCCUCACUCAUGGUGCCAAUCAGCAAGCCACAACAGAGGAUGGCUUCACCCCUAUUGAUGUAGCCGUCCAACAGGGCCAUGAGAAAGUGGUGGCUAUUUUGCUACAUCAUGACUCAAGGAAAGGGUACCGCUCACUGCACACGGCUGCCAGGAAGGACUUUGCCAAGGCUGCUAAGUUACUGCUUCAGAAAGGACACCAACCAGACGUGGAGGCACCGAAUGGCUUUACACCCUUGCACAUCGCAGCCAAAUAUGGCAAUCUUAACGUCGCUACUGUAUUGGUUCAGAACGGAGCUACUAUUGACUACAAGACGAAGAACUACAUCAUCGCGCCACUCCACGUGGCCGCCAAGUACGGACAUCUGAACAUCGUCACCUUAUUGGUAGAGAAAGGCUCUAAGGUCGACAUCCCAAAUAAGGACAGCCUAACGCCUCUCCACUGUGCCGCGAGGGACGGCCACGAGAAGGUCGUGGAGUACUUGAUCCAGAAAGGGGCCUCGCUUACAUCCCGGACCAAGCAUGGCCUCACACCUCUUCACAUGUCGUGCCAAGGAAAUCAUCCCAAUACCUCGGAGCUACUCAUCGACAACAAGGCGCCCGUCAACGUCGUCGCGACGAAUGGUCUGACGCCACUUCACAUCGCUGCACAUUACGGCCACGUGGACAUUGCUCAGCUGUUAUUGGACAAAGGAGCUGACACAGACGCUAGGGCUAGGAAUGGAUUCACUCCUCUGCACGUCGCAUGCAAAAAGAACCGCGAGCAAGUCAUCCAACUGCUACUAAAGUAUGGAGCCAAUGUCCACUCCGCCAAUGAGGGCGGUCAGACCCCCAUGCACGUGGCUACUUACUAUGGUAACGUCACUCUAGUGCUCAUUCUCCUGCAGCACGGCGGCUCACCGGACAUCACAAACGUGCGGGGUGAGACUGCCCUUCACAUCGCGUGUCGUAGGAAACAGAUCACCAUCGUCAGGCUGCUCCUUAGAAAUGGCGCUGCUGUAGAUGCAAAAUCACAGGACCGCGAAACUCCGCUUCACAUUGCGGUCAGGACCAAAAACCUCGAGAUGACCACGCUGCUGUUAGACCAUGGCGCGUCACCUGACUCCAUAGACAAGAACAAAUGCACACCACUGCACAUUGCGGCGAGGGAAGGCAACGAAGAACUUGUCACGGCUCUACUGGAACAUGGCGCUAAUGUGAUGUUACUAUCCAAGAAAGGUUUCACUCCUUUACACGAGGCCGCACGCUAUGGUCACGUGCACAUCGUCAAGCUCCUUCUUCAACACUAUGAGAACCCGGAUCCGGAGGGCAAGCACGGCCUAACUCCGUUACACGUGGCCAGUCACUAUGAUCACGUGGACGUUGCUGUAGUUCUACUGGACAACAAAGCGUCACCCUACGCCAUGGCUAAGAACGGUUUUACUCCUCUGCACAUCGCUUGUAAGAAGAACCAAAAAGAGAUCGCCACACUACUACUGGGGCGCGGUGUGGAACCAGAUACUACAACACAGACCGGCAUCAGCCCUCUCCACCUCGCAGCCAAGGAGGGACAUACCGAGCUAUGCAGACUACUGAUGGAGAACGGAGCUUCCCCUGGAAUCACUACCAACAACGGCCUGACGCCACUACACCUGACUGCCCGCGAGAACAGGAUCGAGGUCGCAAGGCUGCUCAUCGGCUACCAGGCGCCUAUCAACGCGCAGACGGUGAGCGGUUUCACCCCUCUACACAUCGCGGUCGUGUACGGUCACUGGGAGAUCGUCAAACUAUUACUUGACGAGGGAGCGGAUGUUGAGGCCCAGACCAAGAAUGGCUACCAGCCCCUUCACCUUGCCGCUCAAUACGGACACAAGAUCAUCAUCGAGAUCUUGCUGCAGAGAGGCGCUCCACCAGAUGCCCUCACGAGCGAUGGCUACUCUGCGUUGUACAUCGCUCAGAUGGUCCUAAAGAGCACAAAUAUCGUGGAGAUCCUGACCAAAGUCACCAACAUCCAUCAGACGAUCCACCUGAAGAGGAAGCCAGGCGAGGGAGGGGAAGACUUGCCAGAGAUCACAUUCAGCGCAGAGCCUGAGGAGCUGGAGGAGGAAGAGGUGCUGGAAGAUCUGGAGCAGGGAGAGAAUGAAGAAGUUGACCAGGCGGAAAUUGAGGAAUCGUACGACCGGUUCAUGACCAUGGAAGAGAUGGUAGAAGUUGCUGACGACUCGGACAUCAAAGUAGUACCCGGGGAGCACAAACCCGGACGGGACUCUGGCAUUUUCCCUACCCGGUACUCCGGCUUUUUCCAGGAAGGCACGCCACUGACAGGAUCCCGGGGAUCUGACCUGGACCGGUCCCGAUACUCCGAUAUCAAUCUCUCAAGUAGCUUACAGCAUUCUUCGGAAAUCAUCGGAGCCACCGAAGUUGGCCUCGUAGAGGCUGAGCUUCCGUCGAGCUUGGCCGACAUGCAAGUCGAUAACGUUCCGCUGUACGAACCGCCGGUUACAGGUGGUUUCCUUGUGAGCUUCCUGGUGGACGCGAGAGGCGGAAAGAUGGAGAGCACGCAGACAGGCAUCAAGAUAGUCUUACCCCCCCGGAGCUGCCAGAUGCCCACAAGGAUCACAUGCAGAUUACUUAGAAUCAACAGGCCCACCCUGCUUCCCCCUCUGCGUGAAGGCGAGGCUCUUGCGUGCCGAGUGCUGGAUAUCGGCCCUUCAGGGACGCGCUUCCUGCAGCCUGUCUACCUCGAGGUGCCGUACUUCGCGGCGUUGCGUGACGGAGAGAGGGAGCUGGUCGUGAUGAAGACUGAUGACGGAGGGUGGAACUGGGACGAGGUCAGCGUGGAGGAUAUGAAAGCGAUAGAGGGCUACAAGGAAGACAGCCCAGACGCCAUCUUCCCCAGCCGCCGCUACGCCAAGAUCUCCACACAGGCCCUCCCAGAACGCUUUGCGGUUGUCUCGCGAGUCAAGAAAGAGAUUUUCUCAGUUGGUUCACGCGGUGAGAGCAUCCGGUCAGCGGUGUUACCGUCAGUUCAAGUUAACGUCCCUGAGGGGGCUGUGGCGAGCGGAACGAAAAUGUCCCUACAGGUCCAACCGGUCGACGAAAACUUCAACAACCUUGAAGAAUGGGUCACGGUCAGUCCUGUGGUGACGCUUGAGCCCGCGGAUAUUAUUUUCAAGAAGCCGGUGACAGUGACGAUUCCUUGUCCCGUGUACUCGGGCCAGUCCAACCCUGACAUCCAGCCAUCACUACGACUCCUCUGUUGCUUCCCCAAGGAGGCCAAGGCCGGCUCGGCCCAGACCCCUGCGUACCAGUGGCAAGACAUCACUGGCAACACACCGCUGACCGUUAUCGGCGCCAACGCUUCAUUCACUAUUGAUAGACCGGCAAGAUACUGGUUGAUCGAGACUAGAAACCCCGAUAACGUCACUGCGGAUGCACGCCUAAUUUACCGCAAGUUAGCCGCUGUCCCGUACUUGGCGAAGUUUGUGGUGUUCGCUAAACUGUCAGCGGAUGGCACCGAGGCGCGCCUUCGUGUUUUUUGCAUCACGGACGACAAGAUGGACAAGACGCUCGAAGGACAGACGGGAUUCGUGGAAAUCGCGAGAAGUAGAGAUGUAGAGGUUCACGAUGGCCGCCCUAUUCACAUCCGUUGUCUCGGCAACCUUGCCCCAGUCCAACGCGACCCUCUUCACCUGAACUUCUUCUCGUUCCGUGAGAACCGUCUGUCUGUGACGGUUCGUCACGUGGACCCUGAACAGCCAAUGAGCUGUCGUCUCGCCUUCCUCAAAGAGCCAAAGAAGGACCGACAGGGCAACAUCCAAACUAUCUGUAACUUGAAUCUGAAUCUGUCCGAAAAGAACCUACAAAGGGACAGUGGGGCGAGAAAACUUCCAGACUCGCUGCUUCAUUUGGUUGCCUUGGAAACAGCGAAUGAUUGGCAAGCAGUAGGGAAGCAGCUUGGGUUCACGGAGGAAGAAUUGAAUGAAAUUUCUGAGAACAAAUCGGGCGUCCCUGACGAGUGUGCUGAAGAGGUCCUCACGGUCUGGCGUGACAGCAAAGAGCCUGAGCCCGACAUGCCCAAGCUAGAACAAGCCCUGAAGGAGGCGGGGAGGGGCGACGUCGACUUCAAGCGGCUCGCGUACAGCAGCUACAGCUCAGGGCCUGUCACCAUUACCAAGACGACCAUCACACGGACUGUGGAGACUAAGAGUAAUGAGGUCCAACAACAUGGCGGAGACGAAGAAGAUGCCGACACUACUCGACUGUCUGAGUACCUGAGCGCGGAGACGGCGAUGGAGGAAAUGUUCGACGACGUCCGAUCCCCGAUGCCCGCCGAUCAUCCAGUUUUCGAGUCCGAAGGUACCCCGACGCUAGCCCGAACCGAGGUUCACACGACCACCGUUACCGACGGCGACAAUACUACGACUACGGUCGAGAAAACCGUCGUGACCGAAGAUGGCGUCGUGGAAACCACGACGGAGACCCGACAGGAAGCCGACGGUGCUCCUGAAUUGGCCGACAGUGAAAAAGAGAAGCUGAUUCAAGAGAUGUUUUCUAAUGAGAAGGGAGUGUUAGAUUUCUUCAGUGCCGAUGAUGAGAAGCCUCCGACCGACGAGACGGAGAUUUAGGUUAUUCUAGGAUAAACAAUUAUCGCCAACAUUCGGUGAGUUCGAAUUUGGCAGAAGGCUAGAAAGACAAUCUUGAUAAGGAUUAGGUAAUAUUCUUUUUCCAAUUACUAUUUAAUAAAGUCUACCCUGUUUAAAAUCAGCAAAGAAGGAACCAAAGCUCGGUUUCCGAGUUAACUCUGGAAAAGGAGUGUUAGCAAUUUAUAAGACACUGUAAAAGAAAGGUUCUAACUUUUCCCCAAAUAUGGAAUGAAAUAGCAUCCAAUCAUAAACGUCCUUGUAUCAACCAAUGAAAAGCUCUGUAACUUGAGACUAAACUUUGAGUGUAAUAGUUUUGCCUCUGCUGUUGUAGAGGUUUUUUUUAAUACUUUGAGUAGAAUCUAAGUUAAGGAUCACGAAAGCAAUGUGUGGGAUUUCUAACUUAAAGGUCAGCCAUAACCGUGAGAAGUGAUAAACUUGCUCCAAAAGUAGAGCCAGACAAAUGAUCUGAUACAAUAUGCAAGUCUCUUUGUCUUGUAUAGUUUUGCCCAGGGCUGCUCUGCCACAGUGUUCUUGAAUUAAUAUAUUUGGGCUGCCUGCGUCUUUUUGUGACCAUUUUCCAAGUGUUUGUUACCAAAACUAUUUUCACUAUCAAUGCGACUAGCAUACUUUUAAAGCUCUGGGUUCCCUGUGGUUAAACAAACAAGGGGGUGGAACAAAUCUCAAGUUUGCCCCAGUCGCUUAUUUACGCGCGGUCUUUCUCGCAACAGGAAACCCGUGUGGCAGCUCCCUGAGCAAACUAACGUCCAUAAUGGACAUUGUUAUAAUCGAUAAAAUGGUAUUUGGAAUGUAACUUAUAAAAGACAGUAAACUGGCGUUAGUAA